AUGGCUACAGAAGUCAAGCGAGUACCCAUUCCUCGACGGGGUGUAGAUUACCGUGGCAAGGUUGUUCUUGCGCCUAUGGUUCGCUCAGGAGAGCUUCCAUCAAGACUUUUGGCUCUCAAGUAUGGCGCAGAUCUUGUCUGGGGUCCUGAAACUGUGGAUUACUCCAUGAUUGGAACUUGUCGUCGAUUUGAUGAAGACUCAAAAACGAUAGAGUGGUAUCGUCUCUCAUCCCAUGGCCAGAAGGACCCUCCUCCGGAUGCCAAGGAGAGCAUAAUUUACAGAAUGCUGCCAGAUGUUGAAAAAGACAAGCUUAUCUUCCAAAUCGGCACAUCAGAUCCCGAUCGUGCAGUGGCAGCCGCUAGGCUGGUGGCCGCAGAUGUUGCCGGCAUUGAUGUCAACGCUGGUUGCCCAAAGCCCUUCAGCACUAGCGGAGGAAUGGGUGCCGCUCUUCUCAAGACUCCAGAUAAACUGUGCGCUAUUCUUGAAGCUCUUGUUAAAAACAUUACCCCUGAAUUUGAGAUUGGAAUAAGCGUUAAGAUCAGACUCCUCGACACCGCGGCGGAAACAGAGGCGCUCGUCCGCCGUCUUUGUGCGACAGGCAUUACAGGACUAACCAUCCAUUGCCGGACGACACCUAUGAGGCCCAGAGAGCGGGCUAUUAGAGGGCAACUCCGUAUGAUUGCGGAAGUCUGCCAUGAGUAUGGUGUUGCCUGCUUGAUGAACGGCGACGUUGAGGAUAGGGACCAAGGUCUCCAGCUCGCCAAAGAGUUCGGUGCGGACGGUGCAAUGAUUGCAGCUGCGGCUGAGAAGAACCCAAGCUGCUUCAGGAGUGUAGCAGAUGGCGGACUGGCACCCUGGGAAGAAGUUGUCGAUCAUUAUGUGAAGACUGCGAUUGAUGUUGACAACCGGUUCGGUAACACCAAGUUCCUGCUCUCAAACAUGGUCCCUGGAAAGUCAAAAUCUUACCAGCCAAUGAACCAGUCCAAGAAUUAUAAGAGCAUCUGCAAGGCGCUAUCACUCGAAAAACACCUCGAGUCCGCUCGUAUUAUAGAUAGCAAGCGAGGGCUGGAUCAGCCCCUGCAGGGGAAAGCUGCAGAGAAGGCCGCAAAGAGGGCUGCAAAAAGGGCCAACGCACAGGCCAAUUCACUGCCGGUGAAGUCAGAAGAAGAAAAUGAACAGAAGCGCAAGCGGAGAAUGUCUGAUAACAGACCCGUGAAGCAGUUGAAGACAUCUGAACCUGCACCAAUUGCAACGCCUGUUUAG
Molecule: messenger RNA, 1263 nt
Organism: Fusarium fujikuroi IMI 58289
Lineage: Eukaryota; Fungi; Ascomycota; Sordariomycetes; Hypocreales; Nectriaceae
Product: related to tRNA dihydrouridine synthase
Exons: 2
Coding region: 1-1263 (420 amino acids)
Biological process (GO): tRNA dihydrouridine synthesis
Cellular component (GO): cytoplasm
Molecular function (GO): tRNA dihydrouridine synthase activity; flavin adenine dinucleotide binding
Source: RefSeq, a predicted model, not a curated record